Molecule: messenger RNA, 1592 nt
Organism: Melitaea cinxia (Glanville fritillary)
Lineage: Eukaryota; Metazoa; Arthropoda; Insecta; Lepidoptera; Nymphalidae
Product: proton-coupled folate transporter-like
Exons: 7
Coding region: 36-1529 (497 amino acids)
Biological process (GO): transmembrane transport
Cellular component (GO): membrane
Molecular function (GO): transmembrane transporter activity
Source: RefSeq, a predicted model, not a curated record
AUUUAAGAGUAUUUUUCCCUCAGAAAUUAUUGACCAUGAAUGGAAUCAGUGUUGCGGUGGAGAAAGGGGUAGAGGUGAACGUUAAAGAACCAAAGAAGAGAGUGAGUGUUAGAGAAAAGUUAAAUCAGAUCAGGUCUAACAUAACAGUCGAACCGAUUAUCGCUUGUUAUAUUAUGUCUAACGUGUUUUCGGGAUUAGCCGUUCAAAAUUUAAAUUUGGAAAAGGCCUGUAGAGUUAAUUUAGGCUACAGUGAUGAUGUUUGCUCAGCGUUAAAUCGACGGCAGACAGAAAAUUAUACAAUGGAGGAAUCCGAAGUGCAAAAGUUGACAGCAUCAGUCCAGGCGUGGAAAAACAUCGUACAGACAGCGUUCCCAUGCAUACUAGUUCUAUUUGUCGGGUCAUGGAGUGAUAAGACAGGCAAACGAAAAGCAUGCAUACUCUUGCCCAUAGUCGGAGAAGUACUGUGCUGUACAAGUUUCAUACUUAACACAUAUUUUUUCUACGAAUUGCCUUUGGAAAUCACGGCCCUGUCAGAUCUAUUCCCAUCGCUAACAGGAGGAUGGAUCACAGUUUGCGUUGGUGUAUUUAGUUACAUUGGUGACGUGACGACUAAAGAAAUGAGGACAUUUCGGGUGGGGGUGGCUAAUUUAUGCAUGUCAUUGGGCAUUCCGAUUGGGAUGUCGUUAAGUGGAAUAUUAUUGCAACAAAUUGGUUAUUACGGUAUCUUUCUUAUAUCAAACUGCUUGUAUUUUACCAGUCUAAUUUAUGGAUACAUUCGCCUCAAAGAUCCAGUCAUUCCUCAAGAGAGGCAUAGAGAACAACCAGUUGGUUGUCGAGGUUGGGUUUGCUCUUUCUUCGAUGCUCGACAUGUGAGGGAGACCCUCACGGUUGCAUUCAGAAGUGGUCCAAGACGUAGGAGGCUUCGCGUGUCAUUGUUGAUAGUCGUCGUCUGUGUUAUAUUUGGACCUUUACAUGGUGAAAUGAACGUGCUCUACUUGUUCAUGCGCUUCAGAUUUAAUUGGGAUGAAGUUCAGUUCAGCAUGUUCUGUACAUACAGCAUAAUUACCAAUUUAGUGGGAACAUUGUUCUCCAUCAGUAUCUUCAGCGACUUAAUGAAGUUGGAUGACACCUUGGUCGGCAUUAUCUCUUGCACCAGCAAGAUUUUGGCGUCGUUCAUAUUCGCCUUUGCUAGCACUACUACCGAGAUUUAUAUAGCGCCACUUGUGGAGAUAUUCAACGGCACAUCUUUCAUAGCGAUGCGUUCAAUAGCGUCUAAAUUAGUGACAAGCGAAGAACUGGGUAAAGUAAACUCACUUUUUGGACUGGCUGAAGCCAUGAUGCCAUUAGUCUACGGGCCACUAUACUCCAGGGUGUAUAUGGCCACACUGAAUGUUCUACCGGGAGCAGUUUUUCUAUUGGGUGCGGGAAUGACAGUUCCUGCCGUGGCGAUAUUUGGUUGGAUGUACUUCGAACAGCAAAAGGACAACAAGCAGGGCGAAGAAAUAGACGACGUUAACAAAGAUAUUUAAUUUGGACCCAUAAUAUAGGUUGUCGAUUUAAAAAUUAAUAAAUAAUAAUUUUUUAAAGAAAAA